GAUAAACACCAUAGGAGACGUACGGUCGGAGAGGGAAACCAAAAAGUGGACUGACAUACUUUUGUUGAUUUGUAUCUGAUAUUACUGUUGUUGGUGUUUUCUCCUCUGGACUCUUUUCAUGGUUGUUGCCGAACGCAGUCAAGACAGAGCCAACGUGAUGCCAAUCACCAAAUCAACCAAGAAGAAGAAAUGGAAGAAGGAAGCGGGUGACGUGGAGGACCCAGAAGGGUGUUCUGCUGUCUGCUACCCAGGCAGCCCUCCAGAGCCAGGUAUUGAGAUGGAGGGACUGGCCAGCAGGAGGCAGUCAGAGACGGUCCCUCUGACCCCUGAACCACAGGAAGUCCCACCACAGAAGAGGAAGAAGAAAAAGAAAGCUCAGACCCAAGACAUGGAGGAGCCGGAGCUGGUGAAUGGGGACGGGAUGGACCAGCACACAGACGGGGAGGAACAAGUCGUCACCAGGACAAAAACCAAGAGGAAGAAGAAGUCCAAGAUUGACAUGCAUUACACCAAUGACCUGGGUGUGGAGGACGGUGACAUUGUCAGUGGUUUGCACCAUGCUAUCCCCCACCAUUCCCUGUUUUCUUCUCCUCUGGGCCACAGCCAGCCCGUCGGCAAAGUGUUUGUGGAGAGAAACA
Molecule: messenger RNA, 638 nt
Organism: Salvelinus namaycush (lake trout)
Lineage: Eukaryota; Metazoa; Chordata; Actinopteri; Salmoniformes; Salmonidae
Product: transmembrane protein 237A-like
Exons: 5
Biological process (GO): cilium assembly
Cellular component (GO): ciliary transition zone
Source: RefSeq, a predicted model, not a curated record